CAACCACUCCUUGACCCUGCAACUGCAAAGUGCAGCCGGAGCUCGUCCGAUGCCUCCGUUUCGCUCCAACCCCACGUCGGUCGGUGGCGGCGCGUCGAGGCUUUGAGCUUUGACGACGAUUCGAUAGAGAGAGAGAGAGAGAGAGAUGGCGAGGAGGCCGGUGGUGCUGGGAUUGGCGGUGGCCCUGGCGCUUGGAGUGGCCGUGUACCUUAGGCUUUGGACCAUCGACUACUCCUUCUCCGCCGGCGACGCUGAACUCCUCAGAAAAGAGUUUGAUCUUGCACACCGGGAAGCGAUGGAUGAGUCCGCAGAAUGGAGGCGGAUGUACGAUGAAGAACUAGAGAGGGCGAACAGGUGCAAAGCGGAACUUAGAGAGCUUAAGGAGUCUUUUUCGAACAAGGCAGGAGAUUCUGCUCUCAGUAACUCAAAAUUGGUCAUGUUGCAAAAGGAAAAGUUGGUGUUGCUCAAGCAAGUGGAAGCGGUAAAACACGAGCUUGAGGUUGAGAAGUUGAACUGCGGAUCAAGAGACGUUAAACAAUGACAGAAGGUACCAUACUAGGUUAAGUUGAACAGAACAGAUAUCUAGGUGUGAAAUUUGAUGGUUGAUGCAUCUGUAGCCAAGAGAUAUCAAUCGGUUUAUGAGCGAGCUGACCUUGGCAGCAGAAUGAACUCACUGAAGUGAUAUAGUUUCACACGUCGGUGGUUUUUGAGAGAAGCUUACUUGUUGCUGCUAUCAUCCCCAAUAUUAUACCAUUGUCUUAUCGGAAUCCAUUAGGAGUCUCAUGCUCUCCGUGUAUAUUUGUUUUGUCGUAUUGAUCAUCCAUGUAUUUCAUCCAUCUUUUUUAUUUGGGUGGAAAUAUUUUAUCCAUCUUACAUGAUAAAAUUUCGUCCUCCAUUUUGGUGACCUGAGAGAGAAUUUUUGAGACAAUGUAUGGUUUUUCGAGGAUUCAUCACAUUAUUUAGAUAAUGCAUUCUUC
Messenger RNA from Eucalyptus grandis, 977 nucleotides. RefSeq lists its product as uncharacterized. The transcript is spliced from 4 exons. The record is from RefSeq and is a predicted model, not a curated record. The coding region runs from base 146 to 541 and encodes 131 amino acids. NCBI's taxonomy places the organism in Eukaryota, Viridiplantae, Streptophyta, Magnoliopsida, Myrtales, Myrtaceae.